Molecule: messenger RNA, 1089 nt
Organism: Lachnellula hyalina
Lineage: Eukaryota; Fungi; Ascomycota; Leotiomycetes; Helotiales; Lachnaceae
Gene: ard-1
Product: L-arabinitol 4-dehydrogenase
Exons: 2
Coding region: 1-1089 (362 amino acids)
Biological process (GO): D-sorbitol catabolic process
Molecular function (GO): L-iditol 2-dehydrogenase (NAD+) activity
Source: RefSeq, a predicted model, not a curated record
AUGGCGAGGCCAACAAAAGCCAACAUUGGGGUGUACACUAAUCCAGAGCAUGAACUCUGGGUCGCAGAAGCCGAACCGUCUCUGGAGAGUGUUGAGAAGGGUGAUAGUUUGAAGCCGGGUGAAGUAACAGUUGGCAUCAAGAGCACUGGUAUCUGCGGAUCAGAUGUGCACUUCUGGCAUGCUGGUUGCAUUGGGCCCAUGAUUGUUACAGACACACAUAUUUUGGGGCACGAAUCCGCAGGCGUCAUAUUGGCAGCUCACCCCUCUGUCGAAAACCUCAAAGUAGGAGACCGCGUCGCUAUCGAACCAAACAUCAUCUGCAACGAAUGCGAGCCAUGUCUUACUGGCAGAUACAAUGGAUGCGAGAAAGUCCAAUUCCUGUCAACCCCACCAGUUCCAGGUCUCCUCCGCAGAUAUGUCAACCACCCAGCUAUUUGGUGUCAUAAGAUUGGGGAUAUGUCUUUCGAAGAUGGAGCGUGUUUGGAACCGCUGAGUGUUUCUCUCGCCUGCAUGCAGAGAUCUGGGGUCAGGCUGGGAGAUCCAGUCCUCAUCUGCGGCGCUGGUCCCAUUGGUCUCAUCACAUUGCUUUGUUGUCAAGCUGCUGGCGCUUGCCCCAUUGUUAUUACCGAUAUCGACGAGGGACGUUUGGAAUUCGCCAAGAAGAUCGUGCCAUCAGUCACAACAUUCAAGGUCGAGAGAGUGUCGGCGGAAGACUCUGCGAAGGCCAUUGUAGCUGCGUUUGGCGGCAUUGAGCCGGCAGUGGCAAUCGAGUGCACUGGUGUCGAGAGCAGUGUAUCGGCUGCCAUCUGGGCUGUCAAAUUCGGAGGCAAGGUAUUCGUGAUCGGUGUAGGGAAGAACGAGAUGACCAUCCCGUUCAUGAGGCUGAGCGUUCGAGAAGUUGACCUACAGUUUCAGUACAGAUACUGCAACACAUGGCCCAGAGCCAUCCGCCUGGUACAGAGUGGCCUGAUUGAUAUGAAGAAGCUGGUCACUCACCGUUACCAAUUGGAGGAUGCUAUUAGUGCUUUUGCUACUGCUGCAGACCCAAAGACGGGCGCCAUUAAGGUGCAAAUAAAGAGUGAAGACUGA